Octodon degus (degu) is the source of this 1612-nucleotide messenger RNA. RefSeq names its product TAP binding protein (gene Tapbp). Gene Ontology annotation, cellular component: membrane. Lineage: Eukaryota; Metazoa; Chordata; Mammalia; Rodentia; Octodontidae. The coding region runs from base 87 to 1394 and encodes 435 amino acids. Gene Ontology annotation, biological process: antigen processing and presentation of endogenous peptide antigen via MHC class I. The transcript has 7 exons. The record is from RefSeq and is a predicted model, not a curated record.
CUUCAGCCGCCACCGCAAAGAGAAAGCGAAAGCGAAAGGAGAAGGGGCAGCCUCCGAACCGGCGGCGGAGACCAGAGCGCAGCGCCAUGAAGCCCCUGUCCUUGCUCCUCGCCCUGGCUUUGGGCCUGGCGCGCGCGGCCUGGGCCGGACCCGCCGCGAUCGAAUGCUGGUUCGUGGAGGACCUGGGCCGGGGCGCCCUGGAAAAGAGACCCGCAGCGCUGCUGCUGCGCCAGGGCCCCGGGGCGCCGCCUCUCCGGCCGGACCUGGACCCCCAGCUUUACCUCGGCGUGGACGACCCCGCGGGCGCCCUCCUCGCUGCCCUCCGCCGCCUGCCCCCUGGCGCCCGCGCGCCACACUGUGAGAUGAGCCGCUUCGUGCCACUGCCCUCCCCUGCGAGCUGGGUCCAGCGCCUGCGCCCGGAGCAGAGCUGCCCACGGGCCCUGGACGGGGCGUGGCUGAUGGUCAGCGUGACCAGCCCGGUCCUCAGCCUCUCUAGCCUCCUGCGCUUGCAUCCUGAGCCGCAGCCAGAACCGGUGCUCAUCACCAUGGCAACAGCGGUACUCACUGUCCUCACCCACACCCCUGCUUCCCGAAUCAGACUGGGACAGGAUGCUGUACUGGACCUGAGCUUUGCCUACAUGCCCCCCACCCCUGAGCCUGCUGCGUCCUUGGCUCCAGGCCCCCCUCCCUUUGGGCUGGAGUGGCGACGCCAGCACCUGGGUAAGGGGCACCUGCUCCUGGCCGCCACUCCUGGGCUGAAUGGGCAGGUGCCGGCAGCCCAAGAGGGGGCAGUGGCAUUUGCCGCUUGGGACGACGAGCCUUGGGCUCCAUGGACUGGGAAUGGGACCUUUUGGCUGCCUGCGGUCCGGCCGUUUCAGGAGGGCACCUACCUGGCCACUGUACACCUGCCAUACCUACAAGGACAGGUGGCCCUGCAGCUCACCGUGCACAAGCCACCCAAAGUGUCACUGACGCCAGCCCCCCUCAUUUGGGCCGCCCCUGGGGAGGCUCCCCCAGAGCUGCUCUGCCUUGUGUCCCACUUCUACCCUCCUGAGGGCCUGGAGGUGGACUGGGAGCUCCAAGGCAGCCCAGAGGGCAGCUUCCGUAAGGCUCAGGGGCAGAGCUGGGUCUCGUCCCUGCAACACCAUUCAGAUGGCUCUGUCAGCCUCUCUGGGCACUUUCAGCCGCCACCGGUCACUGCUGAGCAUCAUGAGGCACGCUAUGCAUGUCGCGUCCGCCACCCUAGCCUGCCUACCUCAGUGCACCGUGCCGUGGUCACAGUGGAAGUGGCAGGCCUGUCCGGACCCUCCCUGGAGGACGGUGUAGGUCUCUUCCUGUCUGCCUUUCUGCUCCUCGGACUCAUCAAGGUGCUGUCUGGGUUGAAAACACAGUGAAGAUGAAGCCGUGGACGCUGCUGACCCCUCAGGCGUCGUGCUGCAGCGCCUCUCUACCUGGCACCUGCCACCUGCCACCUGCCCGUUCCCUGCUCUCCAACUCCUCAGGGACCUGAAAAAAGUUUUUUAAAAAAGUCAUUCUAUGGCACCUUUUUAAAUCUUAGAGCAGGGGUUCUCAAAAUGUUUGGUCACAGGACCUGUGGAAAAAAUAUCAAAGA